UUGCGUAGGCAGGAUAGAGUCAGACUUCUUGGCCGCUUAUGGCAUAUCUCGCCACCCAACAUCUUCAUUUGUAGUAGAGCAGAGUGUUUGGGCGAGGAGAAGCUCGACCCUUCCCAACCAAAAAGCAGCGCGCGCGCACCAGUUCGUUCGAGCCACGAGAAUGGCGCAACAAGGAGGCACUCGUCGGGACCCAUCAGGAGAAGCAGCCGCCAAAGUACUUGAUCCUGCGACCGAGGCAUUACGACAAGACGAGAGAGAGAAGCUCGACGACGAGGGCUGGGAGGUCGUGGCCAAACCGGGAGACGAGCAACAGUCUCAUGGGACAGGGUUCUCGAGCAGUUUCGACCUGCAGCUAGGCUGGGGAAGCUGGAGGACUUCCGUCCUCAGCUGGGAUGUGAACGUCAGGAGGGAGCAUACCCAUCUUCCCAGCGACUCACAGGCAUCGGCCAACACUGCACACGAACCCAAGACAGAAGGCAAGGGGGCGCAAAGCAACAGUGAUGGUCGAUAAUCAAUGAGCUUAGUUGAUACCGGGGGAUAAGGUUCGUCUUCGCACUUUCGGUGCCCGCCAUCAGGUGGUGCAGCAGAGCAAUGAGUCCUCCGAAUCCACUCAUGUGUCCGGCAGAGACUGAGAAGCAUGGGAGGGUAUUUGCUAGAGAAGUGUCCUCGUGUUUCUAGCUGGUACUGGCAACUGGUCUACCAAGGGCUGCUUGCAUUUAGGAUUCU
Colletotrichum destructivum is the source of this 726-nucleotide messenger RNA. RefSeq lists its product as uncharacterized. NCBI's taxonomy places the organism in Eukaryota, Fungi, Ascomycota, Sordariomycetes, Glomerellales, Glomerellaceae. Bases 161 to 511 code for a protein of 116 amino acids. The record is from RefSeq and is a predicted model, not a curated record. The transcript is spliced from 2 exons.